CGGAAGGGCAGGUCACGUGACGCGGCCAUACACCUGGCGAACAGGUAGCGGAGAGCCGAGAGUGUUUAGGCGUAAAGGGAGUGAAAACCAAAACCAAACUCAUGUCCUCGGCGUACGGCGCAGCGUCGCGUAUCGAUCAUAUCCGGGACGUCCCGUACUAUGACCAAGUGCCGUUUGGAUCCUUCUCUCGGGAUCAGGACAUCCCGUAUGCUCUCGGUGGUGGGAUGCCGGCCGUCAGCGCCGACCCCUUACCGCCUCCCCCACUUCCAAUGAGCCCACCGGUGGGUCCAGACUUCUACCCGGACGAACCCGAGGCCCAACAGGACGAAGCCAUGGACAUCAAGCCGGUGCGGCGUUUUAUCCCCGACUCUGUGAAGAACUUCUUCCGGGGCAGCAGUUUUCGGAGCAGCAAAACCCCUUCGUUUCCGCCACCUCCGUCUGACAUCGUGAAUACCACCAGUCAGGGGGUGCCAUGCUCGCCUCCACAUUCUCGGCCCCCUUCACCCAACGCCCCCAGCUCCUACACUGACCCGUACGGAGGCUCCGGAGGUAGCUAUGCCUCACGUAAGGAGCAGGCAGCACUCCUUGGAGAGCCGAUCGAAUCGGUGUCGGGCCACUCGGCGCGCACAGCCAUGACGUACAGCGAGAAGGUGGAGGAGUACAACAUGCGCUAUGCCUAUAUGAAGUCCUGGGCGGGCUUGUUGCGCAUCAUUGGCUGUGCUGAGCUCCUCUUGGGCGCUGUGGUCUUUGCUUGUGUCUGCGCCUACGUACACAAGGAUAACGAGUGGUAUAACUUGUUUGGCUAUGCUCAGACUGGCUUUGGGUUCAAUUAUGGAGGAGCCAUGGGGGGGACGUAUGGUAACUAUGGGUACAACUACAGGGGACCCAUGACGCCUUUCAUCCUGGUGGUGGCCGGAUUGGCCUGGAUUGUAACGGUUAUCCUCCUCGUCCUGGGGAUGUCCAUGUACUACCGCACCAUCCUGCUAGACUCUGGCUGGUGGCCAGUGACGGAGUGUGUAAUAAACUUGACACUAAUGGUGUUGUAUUUAUCGGCUGCUAUAGUAUACGUGAAUGAUACGGUACGUGGUGGCCUUUGCUACUCCCCCUAUUUCAACCAAGGCCCCAAUGCUGCGUUUUGUCGCACUGACGCUGGACAAACGGCCGCCAUCAUUUUCCUUUUCCUGACCACACUGCUGUACCUGAUUGGGGCCGGAGUGUGUCUCAAACUGUGGAGGCAUGAAAAGGCAAGACUCCGUCGAGAGGCCAUGGCACAAGAGAUGAAGACUGUUGGGUCAUUACCGCUAAGCAUGAUUGAAGCCGGAUCCAGCGUAUCAGCACCAGUCUAUAAAGGCCAAACCAUGGCUGCCCCUGACAGUGUGGAUGAUGCUGUUCCACCGGCUAUGAUGAAGCCGGAGUACCUGAGGGGUCACAUACCGGCGGGACAUAUCCCCAAACCGGUGAUCAUUGCAGAUUAUGUGGCGAAGUACCCCACCAUCCGUACCGAUGAGGAGAAGGACCAGUACAAGGCUGUGUUUAACGAUCAGUACGCCGAGUAUAAGGAGCUCCAUGCUGAGGUUCAGGUCCUGGCCAAGAAAUUUGAGGAGAUGGAUAGUCUGAUCCAGAACCUGACAUCUCAGCCGUCUAGUCACAUGGAACAAGAGCGGAUCAGCCAACUCAUGCAGGAGUACCAGAGGAAAAAGAACGACCCCACAUUCCUAGAAAAGAAAGAACGAUGCGAGUACCUGAAGAGCAAACUCUCACACAUCAAGCAGAAGAUCCAGGAAUACGACAAAGUGAUGGACUGGAACGACGGCUACAGUUAAAAGGUCUGACCUCGUCACUCUGCUGUCUGAUCACGUCACUGUCUCAGAGUGCUGACAGCAUUAAUGUGUGCGAGACGUAGCAAUAAUCACCUAAACCAGGUUAAGACAGAUAUUGGAAGCUUUUCUUCACAGUAAAAUAAACACUAGCACUGUUCAUGCCUUAACGCCAUACGAAGAGAUGGAUGAGUUUGUAUUUUUGGUUUGUUUGAAGGGAAAAAAAAAAAAGUUUUUUGUAACUUAUAAUUUUUUUUUAGUGUACACAACUAGACGUGUGCCAAAAAGACUGCCGUCCUGGUUCGAACUACUCGGGCACAUCCUGGAGUGGAACAGGACAUUUGAACGUGUGUACACAUGUACCUGCUAGUUCACGCUAAAACCUCAACUAGGUCCAUUUAUAGAACAGAUUAUGAAAACGUUCUUAUAUGAUAUACAGUAUAUGUAAAUGUUGCUAUUUUUAAAUAUUUUUAUUUUAUAAAAUGAUAAUUUCAUUUCAUUUCCACUUGCAAAAAAAGAAGGGCAAAAUUCCCCUUAGUUUUUUUAGGGUAAUGGUGUGGCUUUGUGUCAACGUUUCUCACAUCACCGCAGCUUGUUCAAACAUGAUUUUUGUGUAAAAUCUUUUUUUUUAGGUAGAAUAUUAAAAUGUGAACACUUUUAAUAGUUUGUGUAAUAGUUUAACAGCAGAUGUUUUUAAAUCAUGGUCUUCGUUUCUUUAUGUGCAGCUGGACAUUUUUACUUUAUGAAAUGGACUGUAUGUAGAUUAUUGCAAAUGAGCAAAAUGCACAUUUUUUCCCAGCUGUUUACAACAUAACAUUUUCGCACUGAGGUGAUUCGCAGAUUUUGUUUUAAUGUACAUAUAUUCAGUGCCUCAUGUUUUUGUAUACUUCGAUAUCAGGAGAGUAAAAAGUGAACUUGCCAUGACAUGAUGUAUUGUCUAUUUUUUUUUGUGAUUUUAUUAUACUUCUUUUUUUUUUUCAUUAUUAUGAUCUGUACUUUUUUUCACCUCAUGCUACAUUCAAAUUAAACUAUGUUCUUUUCAGGACAUUUUCAAACAUCA
Molecule: messenger RNA, 2877 nt
Organism: Clarias gariepinus (North African catfish)
Lineage: Eukaryota; Metazoa; Chordata; Actinopteri; Siluriformes; Clariidae
Gene: marveld2b
Product: MARVEL domain containing 2b
Exons: 7
Coding region: 102-1823 (573 amino acids)
Biological process (GO): bicellular tight junction assembly
Cellular component (GO): bicellular tight junction; apical plasma membrane; cytoplasmic vesicle
Source: RefSeq, a predicted model, not a curated record